CAUCGCCUCAUCGGCUUCAACACCUGCCUGGCCCAGAUGUUCUUCCUGCACUCCUUCUCUGUGGUGGAGUCCUCAGUGCUCCUGGCUAUGUCAUUUGACCGCUUUGUGGCUAUCUCCAAUCCCCUACGCUAUGCAGCUAUCCUCACAAAUAAUGUCAUCAUCAGGAUUGGCAUGGCCAUCGUGGCCCGUGCUACCUUGUGCCUCUUCCCUGUGCCAUUUUUGAUUAAGCGUCUAAACUUCUGCCCUGGAAAUAAAUCCCUGUCCCAUUCGUUCUGUUUUCAUGCUGAUGUGAUGAGACGGGCCUGUGCUGACAUCACCAUCAACAUACGCUAUGGGCUCUUCGUGGUUCUGUCCACGUGUGGCAUAGACUCCCUGCUCAUAAUCCUGUCCUAUACUCUCAUCCUGCACACAGUCAUGGGCCUAGCCUCUCCCAGGGAGCGAGUUCGGGCCCUCAACACCUGUGUUUCUCACAUUCUGGCUGUAUUUGUCUUCUUUAUUCCAGUUAUUACCAUGUCUAUGAUCCACCGUUUUGGAAAACACCUGCCCCACAUUGCACAUGCUCUUAUUGCCUAUGUGUACCUGAUGGUGCCUCCUGUGCUCAACCCCAUCAUCUACAGUGUGAAAUCUAAGCCCAUCAGGGAGGCCAUGAUCAGUGUGCUGAAAGGGAAGAGGCAAAGCUGA
This is a messenger RNA of Microcebus murinus (gray mouse lemur), 681 nucleotides long. The record is from RefSeq and is a predicted model, not a curated record. NCBI's taxonomy places the organism in Eukaryota, Metazoa, Chordata, Mammalia, Primates, Cheirogaleidae.